UGAAGACACUGAAGGAGGGAGAGUGAGGCAGAUGGAGAAGAAACGGUGAUGGGGAGGGAUCCAAAAAAAACACAGCAUGGCGGGUGGGAGAGCAGAUAGAGAGAGGGGAGUGUGUGUGUGUGUUGUGUGUGUGUGUGUGUGGAGGGGAGAUCCAUCCACUAAGGCAGAAGUUUCAGCUCCGCGCUCCACACACAGCCAGGACGAAGGACAGAAAGCACUAACAGGUAAAAUGUUGCUGCAUUCGAGCGUUCUGAUUGGCCUGCUGUGCCUGGGCCAGCCCGGCGGCGCCUGGGGUUUGGCCCGCCUGCUGGACAACGCAGAGCUGCGCUCGGCCUUCUCCGUGUCACGCACCAACAGCAUGGAAGGUGGACCGAAAAUGACCGUGACCUUUGACAUGGUUUACGUCAACAUUGGCGGAGACUUCGAUGCCAAGGCGGGAUUGUUUCGCUGCCGCAUCCCCGGGGCGUACUACUUCUCCUUCACGGUGGGGAAGUUCCCCCACAAAGACCUGUCUGUGAUGCUGAUGAAGAACAGGAACGAGGUGCAGGCCAUCGUCUACGAGGAGAACGCCGGAGAGGAGAGAAAGGUGCAGAGCCAGAGCGUCAUGCUGCAGCUGGAGUUCGGGGACACCGUCUGGCUCCGUCUCCAUGGCGACCCCCGCUACGCGCUCUACAGCAACACCGGGCACUACACCACCUUUAACGGCUACCUGAUCUACCCCGACAUACAGCUACCAGACCCACCACCACCAGCACCAGACGACGGGAGAUCCGCCUUCUCCGUAGGCCGCACCCAAAGCAUCCUGGGAAUCGACCAGGUGGGGGUACCGCAGCACCGGCCAAUCAGCUUCGACACAGCUUUCGUCAACAUCGGCGAGGACUUCAACGUGACGGAGGGCGUGUUCACCUGCCGCGUGCCGGGGGCGUACUACUUCUCCUUCAACGUGGGCAAGCUGCCCAUGAAGACGCUGUCCGUGAAGCUGAUGAAGAACCGCCUGGAGGUCCAGGCGAUGAUCUACGACGACAGCCAGGGCGAGAAGGCCCUGCAGAGCCAGAGCCUGAUGCUGGCGCUGAAAUCAGGCGACGUCGUCUGGCUCUACUCCCACCAGAGAGACGGAUUCGGAGCCUACAGCAACCACGCCAAGUACAUCACCUUCACCGGUUUCCUGGUUUACCCCGACAUCAGCCCCAGCUCCCCCACCACUGCCACCACCAGCCAAUCAGAAGCCGCAAAGAGGCCCUAACUGCAGCUGGGUGGCAAAUGACUGAGCAUCCUGGGUGGGAUUCAUGUUCACACCGCAAAAACACAACAUCUUACCAAGAGGUUUUGGUCUGGUUUCUUAUUACACUUGAAAUAAGACAGAACUAACUUACAUGUAGCUUUUCAGCAAAAUUGGUAGCUUGUUUUCCGUAAUAUGUGGAAUAAUUCCCUGUAUGUGGAAUCCCAAAAAUUAAAAUGGAACCAUUUUAUGUACUUCUUUGCACUACGUUCAUCAAACUUUGGAAUCUCAAUUUUAAAUAGACAACAUGUUGAGGCCAUGGAAGAUGUGAAAUAACUUUGGUGUUCUGUUGUCUGAAGUCUACAUUUCCUGCUGUUUAUAUGAAAAUUGUCUCUUUACAGCUGAUACUAUGUAAUAUACAUACUUGAGUUCAUGACAAAUGUCCUCUAGAGGACAGCAAAAGAAUAUUCUGUUCUAAUAUUGAAGAAAAAGUUCUGGUCCUAACGGCAGAUUAUUUCAUUUCAAACAAGACAUUUAAUCCAUCAGUUGUACUAUUUUUAAGCAAUAUUCGUGAAUUAUUGACCUAGAACAAGCUCCUAUAUCUUGUUGAAAAAUUGCCUGAGAAUUAAUUUUGCCUUAAUUCAACUGCACUAAGAUAUUUUCUGUAGAAACUGGGCAAAGCUACUUGGUAAGAUUUUGUGUUUUUGCAGUGAAAGUCACAGAGGGUAUCAGGAAUAAUUCCUUCUCAAAGUCGAAGGAGUUUUGGACUCAGAACCUCAGAGAGAAUCUAUUUAGUUUAUAGCUAAUGGCUUCCCAUGUCAGGAGUCCAUCUCACUUGAGUGUGAAUAUUUCACUCUAUAAUGAAAGUUCCACUGUGUGUUUGAUUAUGCACAAAGGUCGCCAAAGUAAGAAAAUCAAAUUUAGCCCCAAUUCAAAAUAUCCUGCUAGCAUGAUUUCAAUGAGAUCAAGAGAAAGUGUUAGCAUUGGUGGUGGGCACCGCUAGCUAAAAUGUUAGCUGUGCUAACCCUAAGGGGCUAGUCAUAACCCUUCUGCUAUUGCUGAAGUGCUACACCAACGUGGUAUUUAGAGGGAGCUAAUGCUAAAGUGCUAAAGUCAAUUCAUAUUAUAUCUGACCCUGAGGAAAGGAAACAGUUGCUGUAUAAACAGUAAGAGCAUGAAUAUAAACGUCUAACUACUUGAAGAGUUUUAAACUGUCUAUGACUAAAAGUUCAACACAUGUUGAACUUUAUUUAACUAAACUUUCCCAAACAGCCAAGUAAAUUAUCCCUUUAGAAUCUAUAUGGACAAAUGAAUUUAGGGGAAGUGAGCUAAAUGUUUUCAAAGUUAGCAAAAGUGCUAAAUGAACCAUCAGAUCUGCUAUUAGCAGAUUAGCAGAAGGGUGCCCACCACUGGUUAGCACAAAUAUCAUCUAUCUGCACUUUACUAAAUAAUUAAUUCUGGUUAAAUUAGUCAGGUCCAGUGUAAAUAAAUACAAACUGAAACCAAUCUGGGUGCAGUUUUCUAUAACGGAUCAAUAAUAACUAUCAACAAAACAACAAAUGAAGUUUUUAAAUUCCAAGAAAAUUUAAGUGACACUAAAAUGAUAAUCAGCUGAUAUGCUUAAUUUUUACAGACUCUAUCCACAACUGUACAAUAAAAUAUAAAGUAGUUUAUUUUAGAAGCUUCUAAUGUGGACUUAAUUCAAAAACUUCAACUAAGCUAAUGUUCAUUGACAAGUUUGGUUGAAUCAUGAGCUAAAAAUGCUGUAAAAUUAAAGCAUUCUCUGUGAAAUAGAUUUACCAAAGAGUUGGACAUUCAUAAAUGGUCGUUUGAUCUGAACAUUUCUGCAAAGUAAUUCAAAGUGAUUUAAUCUUCAGUGGUUUGAUAAAGACGGAUAAUCAGAAUUUUCAUUCUCUACUGAAAUAUUCCUAGAAGUGUUGGCUUCCUGUCAAACGUUUGGUGUUUCUGCUUAUAAGUAAGACGUCUCUUUACUUGUUUUACUUGUUUACCGCAUGUAAAUUACUGUGAACCGUGUUGGGCUUUUGUGUCAAAAUGAGUGUUUUCUUUCCAAUAUUUGGGAGCUCGAUGUUGUCUCUCGGUCGCAGGGAGAGCGGAGGAUUCCAGGACAGAAGUGACACAGAUUUGGAAGAAGAGCACGACUCCGUAUCCAUACAACUGUUGACCACCCGCCUCCUCCGAGCCUGCGGGGAUCUGGGACAUAAUUUGAUUUCUAAUUCUAGCAGCAUUUAUUUCACGUCUUCAGACAGAGCCCACUGUGGGGAAAAUUGAAUUGCUUCUCCCAGGCUGCAGUGAUGUGCAUAUCUAAUUUCACACCGCUGGGAAUAAGAUGAUACAGUUCAAACUGUCAUGGACCCUUCCCUUAUCAAACGACCUGAUCCUCUGGAGGACCGCGGGGGUUCAACUUUAGUUUUGUUAAACGUUUAGAUGUUUUGAUGACAUUGGUUGGAAAUUUAUGAGAUGCAAACCUCUGACUUUACUCCAGUCAGUCAGUAUUUGGCAAAAGAAAAAUGAGUUAGAUUUGGGAAUCAGCAGCGGGGAAACAUGUUGGGAGAGCGUUCCACAGAUCUGCAGGAAACUGUUUGAAAAUGUUUGCUCUAUAUGCAAAUCUCCCCCAGUUUUAAAUGAGACGCCAUUUAGAAAUCAGGCUGGAAAAAGGCGCUUGCUGUGAUUCCUGUUAGAAACCGUAAAGGCAGGAACACUUUAGCAAAGCAAACCACUGAAAACUCAUUUCCUCUGGAUGUGUUUGACAGAGGAAGUGGACUAAACAUGAAAACAUCUUUAUGUCUAAAGAUAAUGAUAAGCCUGAAAAUAUGAAUUUUCCAGUCUCACUGAUUGCUGAUUUCGAAAGCUUUAAGGCGGCAGCGACUUUUAGGAAACAAACUUGUGGUUAAUUUUCUCUCCCAGUAAACUCUGAGUUUCUCCUUUAGUCUCAGAAGAAAGCUCUCUCUAUCUCAGCCUCAGCGUGAGAGCGGCCCAGAUCGAUUCAGCCGGCCCGAUGCAGCUCAGGAAAUCAUGUUUGUUCUGUCCACAACCCUCCAGAAUCAUCCAAAACCCACCAGAACCCAUACGGAACCAUCCAAAACCCACCAGAACCCCUCCAGAACAAUCCAAAACCCUUAAGAGCCCUUCAGAACCCACCAGAACCCCUCCAGAACCAUCCAAAACCCACCAGAACCCCUCCAAAACCAUCCCAAACCCCUCCAAAAUCAUCCAAAAACCCACCAGAACCCAUACGGAAACAUCCAAACCCUCCAGAUCCCUUAAGAGCCCUACAGAACCCUUCAGAUCCCACCAGAACCAUCCAAAACCCAUCAGAACCAUUCAAAGCCCACCAGAACCCCUCCAGAACCAUCCAAACCCCACCAGAACCCCUCCAGAACCAUCCAAAACCCACCAGAACCCCUCCAGAACCAUCCAAAGCCCACCAGAACCCCUCCAGAACCAUCCAAACCCCACCAGAACCCCUCCAGAACCAUCCAAAACCCACCAGAACCCCUCCAGAACCAUCCAAAACCCACCAGAAUCCCUCCAGAACCAUCCAAAACCAUCCACAAGCCACCCAAACCUCUUUAGAACCAUCUAAAACCCUCCAGAACAUACCAGAACCAAUCUAGAAUCUUUCCAGAACCUUCCAAACCUACAGAACAAUCUAGAACACUGCCGAAUCCUUCAGAAUCUCUCCAAAACCCAUCCAGAACCACCUAGAACCCCUGCAGAACUUCCAGAACCCUCCAGAACUUAUCUAGAACUUCCAAGGCCCAUCCAGAUCCCCUGGCGUGUGCAGCGCUCAGAGACUUGUGUUAUGCAUGCAUGUAACUGAAAACAAAACAUCUGAGGAGAAAUGCUUUCUCAUGAUCGCAUGUCCAGCUUGUGUGUGUUAUGUGUACAGUUCCUGUUUCUGAUGCUUUAGGUCAAAAAUUGUGUAUUUAAAAAAAAAAAAAA
Xiphophorus maculatus (southern platyfish) is the source of this 5182-nucleotide messenger RNA. It is a transcript of the gene c1qtnf4, whose product is annotated as C1q and TNF related 4. The record is from RefSeq and is a predicted model, not a curated record. Gene Ontology annotation, molecular function: protein binding. NCBI's taxonomy places the organism in Eukaryota, Metazoa, Chordata, Actinopteri, Cyprinodontiformes, Poeciliidae.